Molecule: messenger RNA, 3200 nt
Organism: Monodelphis domestica (gray short-tailed opossum)
Lineage: Eukaryota; Metazoa; Chordata; Mammalia; Didelphimorphia; Didelphidae
Gene: KDM1A
Product: lysine demethylase 1A
Biological process (GO): regulation of DNA-templated transcription; chromatin remodeling
Cellular component (GO): nucleus
Molecular function (GO): flavin adenine dinucleotide binding; oxidoreductase activity; transcription factor binding
Source: RefSeq, a predicted model, not a curated record
CCAGGUGUUGGACGCUUUGUCCGGCCCUAGUCGGGAGCGCGUGGGAGGUCCCGGGGCUGCGGUGGUGUCUGGCGGCGAACGUUGGUGGCGGGAGCGAGCGCGCGCGGGCUCGGGCGGUCCGUGGGGCAGCUGGCUAUGCUGACCGGGAAGAAGGCGGCCGCAGCGGCGGCGGCGGCAGCGGCGGCGGCGGCGGCUGCUGCGGCGGCGGCAGCGGCGGCGGCGGCGGCCUCGGGGGCUGAGGCGGGACCGGGAGCCGCGGGCGGCGCGGAGAACGGCGCCGAGGCGGCGGCGGCGGCCGUGGCGGCUGCUGCCGUGACCGCUGCACCUCCUGCCGCCGGCCUGGCGGGCUCCGCCGAGGCGGGGCCUGGACCUGGGGCCGGAGCUGGUACUGGGCCAGGGCCCGGUGGGGAGCGCACGCCCCGCAAGAAGGAACCGCUGAGGGCCUCGCCGCCUGGGGGUCUGGCGGAGCCGACUGGCCCCGCUGGAGCGCCUCAGCCCGGCCCCGCUGGAGCGCCGGGACCUGCCGGGACGCCCAUGGAGACGGGAAUCUCUGAGACCCCGGAAGGCCGCCGGACCAGCCGGCGCAAACGGGCCAAGGUAGAGUACAGAGAAAUGGAUGAGAGCUUGGCCAACCUCUCUGAAGAUGAGUACUAUUCUGAAGAGGAAAGAAAUGCCAAAGCAGAAAAGGAGAAGAAGCUUCCUCCUCCUCCUCCUCAAGCCCCUCCAGAGGAGGAGAAUGAAAGUGAACCUGAAGAGCCAUCUGGGCAAGCAGGAGGACUUCAAGACGACAAUUCUGGAGGGUAUGGAGACGGCCAAGCAUCAGGUGUGGAGGGUGCAGCUUUCCAGAGCAGACUCCCUCAUGAUCGGAUGACAUCACAAGAAGCUGCCUGUUUCCCUGAUAUUAUUAGUGGGCCACAGCAAACCCAGAAGGUUUUUCUUUUCAUCAGGAACCGCACAUUGCAGUUGUGGUUGGACAAUCCAAAAAUUCAAUUGACGUUUGAGGCAACUCUGCAGCAGUUGGAAGCACCUUAUAACAGUGAUACUGUUCUUGUUCACAGAGUUCACAGUUACUUAGAACGUCAUGGUCUUAUCAACUUUGGCAUCUAUAAGAGAAUAAAGCCCCUACCAGCUAAAAAAACAGGAAAAGUCAUCAUUAUUGGUUCAGGAGUUUCAGGCUUGGCAGCGGCUCGACAGUUACAGAGUUUUGGAAUGGAUGUUACCCUUCUGGAAGCCCGGGAUCGUGUGGGUGGAAGAGUAGCUACCUUUCGCAAAGGAAAUUAUGUAGCUGACCUCGGCGCCAUGGUGGUAACAGGUCUUGGAGGGAAUCCAAUGGCUGUGGUCAGCAAACAAGUAAAUAUGGAACUGGCCAAGAUCAAGCAAAAAUGCCCACUUUAUGAAGCCAAUGGACAAGCUGUUCCAAAAGAAAAAGAUGAAAUGGUGGAACAAGAGUUUAAUCGACUUUUGGAAGCCACAUCCUACCUCAGUCAUCAGUUAGACUUCAAUGUUCUCAACAAUAAGCCUGUCUCUCUUGGUCAAGCCCUGGAGGUUGUGAUACAGUUACAGGAAAAGCAUGUGAAAGAUGAACAGAUUGAGCAUUGGAAGAAAAUUGUGAAAACUCAGGAGGAAUUGAAGGAACUUCUUAAUAAGAUGGUGAAUUUGAAAGAGAAGAUCAAAGAACUCCACCAGCAAUAUAAAGAAGCAUCUGAAGUAAAGCCACCUCGAGAUAUUACAGCAGAAUUUCUUGUAAAAAGUAAACACCGGGAUCUCACAGCCCUUUGCAAAGAAUAUGAUGAAUUGGCAGAAACACAAGUAAAACUAGAAGAGAAGCUACAAGAGCUAGAAGCCAAUCCCCCAAGUGAUGUAUAUUUAUCCUCAAGAGACAGGCAGAUCCUUGAUUGGCAUUUUGCAAAUCUAGAAUUUGCUAAUGCCACACCUCUGUCAACUCUUUCUCUUAAACAUUGGGACCAGGAUGAUGAUUUUGAGUUUACUGGAAGUCACUUGACAGUGAGGAAUGGCUACUCCUGUGUACCAGUGGCCCUGGCUGAAGGGCUGGACAUUAAAUUGAAUACAGCAGUUCGACAAGUACGCUACACAGCUUCUGGAUGUGAAGUGAUUGCUGUGAAUACUCGCUCUACCAGCCAGACCUUCAUUUAUAAAUGUGAUGCUGUUCUCUGUACUCUUCCCCUGGGUGUACUGAAACAGCAGCCACCAGCCGUACAAUUUGUGCCACCUCUUCCUGAGUGGAAAACUUCUGCGGUGCAAAGAAUGGGAUUUGGCAACCUUAACAAGGUGGUUUUGUGUUUUGACCGAGUGUUCUGGGACCCAAGUGUCAAUUUGUUUGGUCAUGUCGGCAGCACUACUGCUAGCAGGGGAGAACUUUUCCUUUUCUGGAACCUCUAUAAAGCUCCGAUUCUCUUGGCUCUUGUGGCAGGAGAAGCAGCUGGCAUCAUGGAAAACAUCAGUGAUGAUGUGAUAGUUGGACGCUGUCUGGCCAUCCUCAAAGGCAUCUUUGGAAGUAGUGCCGUACCUCAGCCUAAAGAGACAGUGGUGUCACGAUGGCGUGCUGAUCCCUGGGCCCGGGGGUCCUACUCCUAUGUAGCAGCUGGAUCAUCUGGCAAUGACUAUGACCUGAUGGCUCAGCCAAUUACUCCAGGGCCUGCUAUUCCAGGUGCCCCUCAGCCUAUCCCUCGACUGUUCUUUGCAGGUGAACACACAAUCCGCAACUAUCCGGCAACGGUCCAUGGCGCUCUCCUGAGUGGGCUGAGAGAAGCCGGGCGGAUUGCAGACCAGUUUCUAGGUGCUAUGUACACGCUUCCUCGCCAGGCAACCCCCGGGGUCCCCGCCCCGCAGCCCCCUAGCAUGUGAGGCUGGCCUGAAGAGGUUUCUCAUUAGACGUGACGUGCAUUUGCAAACUCUCCUAGCAAUAGUAGAUUUCACCAGGAAAUCCGUCCUGGACUCUCAGUCCCUGGGAGGAGGAGCGACGUCUUGGGCUCACUUGAUUCCAGGAGACCCUUCCAGAGGACUCGUUAGUUGGAUAUAAGGAGCACACGAUGAUAGACUUCCUUAUUCGUUCAGAAAUCUGUUUUCCCUAAAGUUAGGAAUCUCAGAAGCAGCAGCUAAAGGACUGACUGGCUCUUUGGUGUGGCUUGGGGAUUUUUUGGUUUAUUAUUUUUUAGAAUAAAAGUUCAUAUGAAAAGCCA